AGUUGGUCUUUGUUCCGCCUGUGUAUGUGUUUGUUACGCCCGGCCCCUGUCGCGCCGUCAGGCCGCGCUGACCGCCCGCGUUGCCAGGGCAGCGGCGGCGGCGGCAGGAGCGGCUCCCGCCGCCAUGAGCAGGAAGAGGCUGCAGUUCCUGGCGGAAUCGCUGAGCCGAUCCACCAAGCACUUUAGCGAAGUCGAAGUGGAAUGUCUGAUCAAGCUCUUCGACGCGCUGCUGGCCAGGUCCUGCAGCCAGUUCGCUGUGUCCGGCUUCAACCGCAUCGCGUUCAGAGACACCCUGUUCGCCGCCUUUGGCAUGACGGACGACGUGGUCUUGGACCGAGUGUUCAGCACUUUUGAUAGAAGCAACAGUGGCUGCAUCACUGUGGUGGAGUGGGUGGAAGGCUUAGCAAUAUUACUUCGGGGGACAUUGGAAGAGAAGAUUAAAUACUGUUUUGCGGUUUAUGACCUGAAUGGUGAUGGAUACAUUUCAAGAGAGGAAAUGUUUCAAAUGCUGAAGGACACCCUUAUCAAACAACCAGCAGAUGAGGACCCUGAUGAGGCAAUUAAGGACUUGAUAGAGAUAGUACUGAAGAAAAUGGACUAUGAUCAUGAUGGCAAGCUUUCUUUUGCGGACUUUGAACAAGCAGUCAAAGAUGAAAAUCUUCUCUUAGAAGCCUUUGGACCAUGUUUGCCAGACAUAAAGAGCAGGAUUGCAUUUGAAGAGAGAGUUUUCCCGGACACUCGUAAACUGUAACUCCAUUGUUGAAUACUGUUGUGAAGGGUGUUUUUCUUCACCAUUCUUCAUGAUACAGUAAAAAUAGGAGCAACUUGAAACUACUGUUUCAGUAUUCCUUUACUGUAAAAUUUACAGCAUAAAAAGAAUUUACUUCCAUGACUCUACCUAAAUAAAGUUCUUCAAUGUUA
Messenger RNA from Pipra filicauda (Wire-tailed manakin), 921 nucleotides. RefSeq names its product EF-hand calcium binding domain 1 (gene CLXN). Bases 125 to 751 code for a protein of 208 amino acids. Gene Ontology annotation, molecular function: calcium ion binding. The transcript is spliced from 6 exons. The record is from RefSeq and is a predicted model, not a curated record. Lineage: Eukaryota; Metazoa; Chordata; Aves; Passeriformes; Pipridae.